Sinocyclocheilus grahami is the source of this 1833-nucleotide messenger RNA. RefSeq names its product bromo adjacent homology domain-containing 1 protein-like. The transcript is spliced from 7 exons. NCBI's taxonomy places the organism in Eukaryota, Metazoa, Chordata, Actinopteri, Cypriniformes, Cyprinidae. Gene Ontology annotation, cellular component: chromatin silencing complex. Gene Ontology annotation, biological process: negative regulation of DNA-templated transcription; heterochromatin formation. The record is from RefSeq and is a predicted model, not a curated record. Bases 76 to 1533 code for a protein of 485 amino acids. Gene Ontology annotation, molecular function: chromatin binding; transcription cis-regulatory region binding.
CGCAGAAGCAGGAAGAGAAGCAGCAGCAUCUGACGCUUCGCCGCGCGUUGAACUGCUCUUCUCAGUAAGCAUGUCAUGACCCAUGCUCAGAAAAACGCUUCCAUUGGCCGGUAUGGCGGCGAGGGGCGGGGCCACAUAGAAAGCUGGUCACAUGGUGAAACAGUGGGCGGAGCCUGGCCUGCGCAUUCAUCGCGAGAAGGCAAGGCCAAGAAAGUCAAGGAGAGUCAAUGUUUGGCAAAACGUUCAAUGAAAAUGCAUGAAAGUAAGACUAAGAAAAGAAAGUCCAAUGCGACGAGUGAGCGCCAUCGGAAGCUCUAUCCGUUACGAGGAAGAAGUGAGGCCUUGAGUUGUCACGUAUUGCUCGCUCAUCUAGAUAAUGAGACCAAGACGUGUGAGGUGGAUCCCAACAGAGAUCCAGAACACAAAAAGACAAAAAAAGCCCACAAGAAAGCAGAGAAAACCAGGGAGCCAUUGCAGAAAUGCCUCAAAACCUUCGAUAAACCUUCAGCUCAGGAGCCACGCAAGCGUAGACUAGCGUCGCUCAACGCCGAGGCACUCAACAGCCUUCUGCUCGAGAAAACCCACGGGCCGCCAGGUGCCAAGUCCACGAAGAAACAAGCCACUACAGAGCAAACGAAAACCUGCUCCAAAAGAGCCAGAAAGUCCGAGACGUGCCAAAACCCCAAGAAGGAUGAGGCUGGAGUGAGUUUGUACGCUCCUAUGCAUGCUUUUAAUGUAGUGUUACACCCCUAUUGUGCUGUUUUAGAAGACGAGCUCGUUCCCCCGGCCGUCCCGCGUCUUCUGUCCACGAUGUCCGACCGCAGGCAGGCAGAGGUCAGGCUUCAGAUGGGCAAAGAAUGCCCUCAAAACACCACACCAUCCCACGGCUCACUCACUGUGGGACACAGCAGAUCCUCCCAGAAACACCCCACAGCAAGUGCCGAACAGCAGAGGCAGGCCACGAACGGAUGGCGUCCCGUCGGAGUCCCCACGGAGAAGGAGGUGUUUACUGCGGGCGAUGACGAGACGGUUCUCCGUCAGUGUUAUGAAGGAGUGGAGCGUGAAGGAGAGGUGAUCAGGGUGCGAGACACGGUGCUCGUACGGUCCGGACCCCGCAAGAAAUCCCUGCCGUACGUGGCCAAGAUCUCCGCUCUGUGGGAAGACCCCAGAACAGGAGAGCUGAUGAUGAGUCUGUUCUGGUAUUAUCGUCCUGAGCACACGCACGGCGGCAGAGAUCCCAGCAUGCACUGCGAGAACGAGAUCUUCGCCUCUCGUCAUCAGGAUGAGAACAGCGUGGCCUGCAUCGAGGACCGCUGCUACGUUCUGCCGCUGGCACAGUACUGCAGAUUUUGUGCCUUGCUGAAGCGGUGCUCGGAGGGCGUGUCCGACCACGCCCCGCUGAUGCCCCGCCCAUCCGACAGCGCUGGCCCCGCCCACCGCCUGGUUCCCGAUGGCGUGGAUCCGCGGCUGGUGUAUCUGUGCAGACACGUCUACGACUUCCGCUUCGGACGCAUCCUCAAGAACCCGCAGUGAAGCUUUCCUCCUCCUCCUCCUCCUCCUCGCUGAAGCUUUGUCACGCACACUGGACUGUCACACUGCUGAGAGACGAUGAAGAAGCUCCAGAGGAUCCAGAAUGCUUUCAGAAAAUAUCUCACAAGAUCAAGACUAGAUCUCCGCAGAUCCAGAUUAAAGGUCCGUUCACACUAAUGUCGAUAUAACCAUAACUAUAAUAACUACUACAACACAACUACAACUAUGACAGCACAGAUGAUCUAUAUGUGUCCCUGCAGCACAAAAGCAGUGUUAAGUCGCUGGGGGAUAUUUGUAGCAAUA